ACAAAUCAGAUUUCUAUCCCCUUCCCCACACUCUCCGUCGCUUUCUUUUCUUGCAAUUCCGACUUCGCACGCCGCGACUCAAAUCUCACUACCCACCUCUUUAUAUUAUGUAAAUUGCGUCUACGCAGAGAUCACCCUGUAAUUGUCAAGAUUUCUCUGAAUUGAAGUGGGCUUUCUCAUUUCUCGCUCUGAAAAAUGGCUGCAUUCUGUUGCUCUACUGCUCUCGUUUCACUCUCGCUCCCCCACCCUCGCGAUGGACUGCUUUUAUUUACUCCUCUGACUCGACCUCAGCAGAAGCUGCGAUUCGGGCUCUCCUUUCGGGCUGAUCGGAGACUCCAGGCCCGGAAAUCCGUACGUGUCUCCUGCCUUGGUGAUGCCAAAACUGCCCUGGUUACUGGCAAGUCAUGGAAAAAACUGGUUUUAGACAGUGACACCCCCGUGCUCGUGGAAUUUUAUGCUAGCUGGUGUGGACCGUGCCGCAUGGUUCAUCGAGUAAUUGACGAGAUUGCAACUGAAUACUCGGGGAGACUGAAAUGCUUCGUACUCAAUGCAGACAAAGACCCACAAGUCACUGAGAACUAUGAUAUCAAGGCUGUGCCGGUGGUCAUGCUGUUUAAAAAUGGUGAGAAACAAGAUUCUGUAGUCGGCACCAUGCCUAAGGAGUUCUACAUGGCUGCCAUUGAAAGGGUUCUGGCUUCAUAAAGUUUCACUAUUAAGUGCAAAACAUCUGGAUGAUAAAAUCCAAAUUUUUAUGCUAAGAGUUCAUAGACAUAUGUUGCUUCACCAGUUAAAUUUCCCAAUGUUUCAAACAUUGUCACAAUCUUCCCUUUUCCUGUUGCCAAGUGCUCUUUCACAUAGCACCUGUUCUACAAGAAAAUGAACGCUCCGCUGUCAAAGGGAAGAAAGGACUCUUACCCCCAAGUCCAACCUCGGUCUAUCAUUGAAGCAAAGGUUUUCCACUUUCCCAACUGCCUGUGUACAGGAAAAUAUUCUUCAGCGUCUCAAAAGAAUUUUGUUGGUGGCAUCUCAAGAUAUACUUGUUUCAGGCUGCUUGGCUUUUCUGUUUCCUGUUCUACUUAUUGAGAUGAUGUAAGAAUUUGGAUGGAGUGAAUCAGGCAGCAGUAGCAUUGUUUCUUGGCUUCAA
Messenger RNA from Sesamum indicum (sesame), 1144 nucleotides. RefSeq names its product Thioredoxin superfamily protein (gene ATHM3). NCBI's taxonomy places the organism in Eukaryota, Viridiplantae, Streptophyta, Magnoliopsida, Lamiales, Pedaliaceae. The record is from RefSeq and is a predicted model, not a curated record. Gene Ontology annotation, cellular component: cytoplasm. Gene Ontology annotation, molecular function: protein-disulfide reductase activity.